Molecule: messenger RNA, 3329 nt
Organism: Gekko japonicus
Lineage: Eukaryota; Metazoa; Chordata; Lepidosauria; Squamata; Gekkonidae
Gene: STON1
Product: stonin 1
Exons: 5
Coding region: 305-2500 (731 amino acids)
Biological process (GO): regulation of endocytosis; clathrin-dependent endocytosis; synaptic vesicle endocytosis
Cellular component (GO): synaptic vesicle; AP-2 adaptor complex
Molecular function (GO): clathrin-cargo adaptor activity
Source: RefSeq, a predicted model, not a curated record
GCGGGAGGCGGCGGCUCGGAGAAGUCGUUCAUGAGCCUGGACCGGAGGGGGGUGGGGACGGGUCGUUUGGCUGCUGUGUAUCUGGCGCGGCUGGAGUUUGGGAUACGGCCAGUUUCUGAGGCGAGCUGGGAAGCCGCCGCCGCCGCCUCUUCCUCAGCCCCUUCCUUUCAUUCGACUUAAAUCCUCGGGAGGCCGCCUCACGCAUCGAGCUGCUGAAUUACAGUGGAUGUGUCCAGUUGGUCUUGACGUGCUGAUGAUUUGCAAGUGACGCCUCAGCUGAGUUCCUGCAGCUUUCUGCAAUAAGAUGUUUACCACAAACCCUGCAAAUUGGGUUACUUUUGAAGAUGACCCCCUUUUCCAGUCUCCUCAGAAGGCAGGUGGAAAUCAUAGUGCCUGCAGAGCAAAUGGGCUUAAUCUCAUUCUGCCUAAAAUACAUGACUCAAGUCAAUCUUCUUCCUCUAGUAACACUCCUCUCUCUUCUCCUGUAGUGGACUAUUAUGUUACUCCUGCACCUCCUAGUAACUCUCCAUUGUGCACACCUACCAAAGACUAUCCUGUGAGUCCUUGCUUUCUCAAAUCAGGAGUUCACGUUCUUUAUUCUAUUCCAGAGUUGUCAUCCAAUCUUGAUGUCCCAUUAGCCGGGCCAUCCUCUCAAAAACUGGCUGGCAUAUCUUGGACUGAGGACUAUUCAAAUACCUCUGUCCCUAAGUCAACGGAUAGUGCAAAAGCAGUUCAACAAGAAGUCUCAAAUAAGAUGGAAGAAUCUGUAGAAACACAAACGUUCUUCCAAUAUAUUCAGAAUGACUGUGCUUUUUCUAGUCCAUUUUGGUCAGAAGAUCCACCAGCUGUGUCUUCAUCCACCUGUGAUGUGCACAGAAAGGAUGUAAGCCUUGAAAAGAAUACUUGCUGUCCCAAAGAAAAGGAAGUGCUAUCUGAUCAGAAAAGCGUCAAUCAGGGAUCUUUUCACUACAUUUGUAAGAGGCUUGAGCAUUUGCAAACUAAUACUUCAAAUGAUGACAGAAUGCUGACAGCUAUGCCAUGUAUGUAUAGUGGAGAUGGCUCCUCUUUAUUCAUUCCACACAGUCUCUUCAGGAAUCGAAGAAAAGAUGGGUGGCCUUUCAUGUUGAGAAUUCCUGAAAAGAAGAAUAUGAUGUCCUCAAGGCAGUGGGGACCUAUAUAUCUUAGGGUCUUGCCUGGAGGAAUUCUUCAAAUGUACUAUGAGAAAGGACUUGAGAAACCUUUCAAAGAAUUCCAGCUACAGCCAUUUUGCAGACUUUCAGAUCCCAAGUUGGAGAAUUGCAGUGUCUCUGGAAAAAUCCAUACAGUCAAGAUAGAGCAUGUAUCAUAUAUUGAAAAAAAGAAAUAUCAUCCCAAAGCUGAAGUGGUCCAUGAACCAGAAAUAGAACAGAUGUUGAAGCUGGGAACGACUAAUUAUAAUGACUUCACUGAUUUCCUGGAAACUGUAGAGGAAGAAUUAAUGAAGCUUCCUGCCCUUUCAAAGCCAAGGAGAUAUUAUGAAGAACAGGAAAUAAUUUUGGAAAUAGUUGACAACUUUUGGGGGAGGAUCACUAGAGCAGAAGGGAAACUGGUUGAAAGUGCUGUUAUAACCCAUAUUUAUUGCUUGAGUUUUGUGAAUGGAAACUCAGAGUGCUUCUUGACACUGAAUGACUUAGAGCUCCGAAAGAGAGAUGCCCGUUACUUUGAGAGAGACACAGAGAAGAAAUGGAUUGAUAUUCUUGACUGUGUUUUCCAUGGAUGUGUAAAACAAGACGAGUUUGAAGAGUCAAGAAUAAUUAAAUUUGUACCUCCAGAAGGCUGUAGAUUAGAGCUGAUGCGUUUCAGGACACAGUAUAAUGAACAUGAUCUUCCAUUUUCUGUCAAGGCCUUGGUGGUGGUCCAGGGAGCAUAUGUUGAACUUCAAGCUUUCAUAAACAUGUCCUCAUCUGCUCUGGCUUCAAUGCAUUCUCAUUCCAUGAAACACCACUGUGAGAAUAUUAUGGUACACUUCCCUGUUCCUCCACAGUGGAUUAAAAGCCUUUGGACUAUGAACCUCCAAAGGCAAAAGUCACUGAAAGCGAAAAUGAACAGAAGAGCAUGUCUUGGCUCUCUAACAGAGAUUGAAUCUGAUUCUGUCAUACAGGUCUCCAUUGGAACAGCCAAAUAUGAAAGUGCCUAUAGAGCUGUUGUGUGGAAGAUUGACAGACUUCCAGAUAAAAACUCAAGUCCGGAUCAUCCACACAGUUUGUCAUACAAACUAGAACUUGGGUCUGAUCAGGAAGUCCCUUCAGACUGGUAUCCGUUUGCCACCGUGCAGUUUGUCAUGCCUGAUGCAUGUGCUUCUGGAACUGAAGUGAAAUCUCUGGGCAUAGAGUGUGACAUUCAGCCACAGAAACAUGUGGUUCAGAAAGCAUGUUACAACUGCCAGGUUGAAAUUGAGAAGAAGUGGAUUAGGCUUGAUGGAGAAGAUCCUGAUAAGGCUGGGAACUGUCAAAUACAGUAGAAGGGUUUGGUGAGAAGAUGACUCAGGUGCACUGUUAGGAUUGCUAACUACGUCAGUAUAGAAGAUCCUAAUACUUUAAAAAGAAAACUGUUGCUAGCAAUAGAGACUGAAUGUAUUUAGCAAGACAAUGGAUUUUAAUAGACACCUGUCAAUUCAUGAUGGUGGACAGUAUGUACUAUUGGAAGUUUUGUAUAAAGUUAGUAUUGUCAAUUGAUCUAUGUACAAUCUAGAAACCCACAGAGCGCAAUAUGAAUUUCUUGUGUAUGGACCAUACAUCUCAUUGUGCUAAGGAAUCAAAAUAUUUCAACCUUUUGAUAUGUUCUAGAAAGGUAAACUUAUAGAUUUGAAAUUAUUUGUCAUUUGUUCACAUUAUGUUAUAUAUUUUUCUUCCCCAUCUCAGUAAACAAUAUGGUAAAAAGUGCUGUUCAUAAUUCUUAGUUGUCCAUAAGUUGGAUCAUUUUGUAGUUUUUGGGUGGUUCAAAUAUGUUUUUCCUCCAAAGAAGAAUAUACAUAUGGAAAAUGUUAUGCUAGAGUACAAAAACUACGUUGUCGUCUUCAGCAUAGUUCAUUUGGCAAGAACUGACAGGAAUCAAAUUCCUUGCUUGCAUAGCUUUCCUGGGAAAUCCACACAUCUUGCACGUCACUGAAACACUUUUCUCACACAUCCCCCAUCUUAGAACCAGCACAAGCAAUUGCACAGCAGUAUUGCUUGGUGGCCUAGGAACCAGCACAGUUAUACAGAAGUGCUCCUUCAUUGGCCUCUUUCAUUUCUAUCUGCAGAUGAAGCUGCUUGUAAGCUCACUAUGUAUGCUUGGGCUUCAGCAAAAAA